Molecule: messenger RNA, 2754 nt
Organism: Penicillium brasilianum
Lineage: Eukaryota; Fungi; Ascomycota; Eurotiomycetes; Eurotiales; Aspergillaceae
Source: the annotation of a GenBank genome assembly
CAAAAAAUAGAAGCAGCGAGAGCUGCAAACUCAAUCAAGUAGUCUUUAAAGUCAUCAUUGUCCUGUUGUUUCAAACCUUGACGCUCCGCCCAGGUCGUUCUAUCGUCUGCUUUCCAGUAUCUAGCUGUGGAUUGUAUUCUAUCUCUGCGAGAUAGAUCGGAGAGCAAGGCCUCUUCCCUUCCACUUUUCCUUCUUGCUCGCCCCACUACUCUGCUAGUGGAGGAUCCGAGUUCAGCUGCCGGCCAGCCUUUAAUUCAAAUUUGCGACUUUCGCCGUCUGUUGACCAGACCUAUCUGUUUCUAAAUACUCUCGUUUUCAUAUACUCGAUCUCUGUCUCUCAGCAUGCCGGGUUCGAAACCUACCCCAACAUUGGCAGCGGCGGCGAAGACACCGCGUGCACCAACCGUCAUUUCCACCCUUGGUGAUAAUUCGAGCAAGGCGACCAGCAAAUCACACAAGCGAUCGCGCUCAGGCUGCUUUACAUGUCGUUUACGAAGGAAAAAGUGCGACGAAGGCCACCCCUCAUGCACCGCUUGUAUCAAUCUCAAUUUGAAAUGCGAGUACAAGCGACCAAUGUGGUGGGCCAGCGCGGAGCAGCGGCGGAUGCAAAAGGAGCGAGUCAAGAACAAAAUCAAACACACCAAAACUCUGGAGAGGCGUGGGUCACAAGAAAAUGGCGAGCAUGCGCAUCUUUCACAAACGUCUCCAUCACUCUCGGGAGAAGGUGACUUUCUCCAUCCGUCGUUUGUCGAGCCUUACGAUCCCUUCAUUAACAACAUGCCAACGACCGCAUUUCCAACCCAUAUUUAUCCCGCUCAUUACGCUCCUUACGAAAUCGACGUGCACACUGAGCGCCAAACGUUUGUUAAUGAUGUACCUCUACGACACGACUCUUCUGUCUCUACCUAUAGUGCGAUGGGUCCACCACAGCUUCAUGCUACGCUCCCAAACUUCCACGGAGACGAAUGGUUGAAAGAGGAGUGUUUCAAUCAAGCUGGGGUAUACGGACCUCUGGACCCCUCGAUUGUCCAGCACAGCAAUUAUUCUAUGGCACCACACAUAGACACUGCAAUGAUUCCUGUGGAUGAGCAUGAUCGCGCAUUCCUUGAUCACUUCGUCGAGAAUGUCCUACGAAUGAUCUUUCCAAUUAUUGAAGUUCACCAACUCGGUGCCGCUCGCGCUAGAUCAAUUUUGCAUUCGCUUGAAACGAACAAAUCUUACCUCCAUUGCUGCUUGAGUGUUUCGGCCAUUCACCUCAAAUCCACAGUGGGCUUAAGUGCCGAGCAGAUUGAUCAUGAUAUUAUGCGACAUCGCUACGAAGCAAUUGCCCAAUUGUGCCAGUCUCUCAACCAUGACACCGAACAUGAGCAGAUUCUAGACGCGACCCUCGCGAUGAUCUUCUUCCAUUGUUCAGUCGGAGCACCCGAUGAUUGUUUGCCGGACAUUCCAUGGGACGAUCAUUUUCAAGCGGCUUCAAACUUGGUGAACCGGCUAGAGCUGCCAAGCUCCUCGGUUCGCACGGCGGAUUCUGGCGUAAUCACGCCUUUCAGUAUGACUCUAACUACUUGGAUUGACAUUCUCGGUGCAACUAUGCUCGGGAAAACACCACAAUUCGCUCAUUCUUACCGCUCUAAGCACCUCACUGGUACACCGUCAGGUCUGCGCGAGCUGAUGGGAUGUGAUGACCGAAUAAUGUAUCUCAUAUCUGAGAUUGCGUGCUUGGAUUCUUUGAAGCUUGAAGGACAUAUAGAUGAGCUUACUCUCUGCCAACAUGUUUCUGCCCUUGGAGCACAACUCGAGCAUACUGAGCCCGCCGAUCCGACACUUACGCACCCAUACAUACCUAGUGGUGCUUUCCGGCCUGAUAUCUUGACAAAGUCUAUGAGCACCAUAUUCCGCAUCGCGGCCCGGAUUUAUCUUUGCAGCCUCGUCCCUGGCUUCGAUCGCAAUCAGCCCAGCAAUUUGAACCUUGUUUUGGCUCUAACAAACGCUAUCCAGUUCAUUCCGGCCGGUCCCUACGGUUUCGAUAGGUCACUGGUGUGGCCCUUGCUUAUGGCAGGCGCAUUUUCGACCCCCGAAAGCUCGUUUCGCAGCGUUCUCGAAGAGAGAGCAGCAGCUUUGGGAGAAAUUGGGGACUUUGGUAGCUUUGGCCGAAUGUAUCGCGUGUUGCAUGAAGUAUGGCGCCUGUCAGACGACUGCUCCAUUUCUGAGCCUGUGGCAACGGAGCAAACCCAUGCGAGUGGGUUGGUUUUCAAGCAGGAAAGCUCCACUUCUCCGGAUCUGGGAAGUCCAGGAAUGCGCUCCAUCAAGAAGCAGAACGUGCAUUGGCGAGAUAUUAUGCACCGCAACGGCUGGAGGUAUCUGUUACUGUAAGCUGGAGAUUUUAUCGUAUGGGGUUUGCUUGAUCGAUUGCGGUUGUCCUCCGGAAAUACAGCCGAUCUCACGUAAAGAGGUGCUAAUGGUUAUGGGUCGUUAUUUUUGGGUUUCUGCGAUCUCACUUGCUUUUAUUCGCUCUUUUAGGAGUUCGUACUUUCAUGUAGGCUUGGCCUGAUUAAAUCAGUGAUGGCUUGCCCACAAGGAAGGACAAUAUUGUCAUGCGGCAUGUAGUUUGAGUAUAUGCAUUAUACCACUAUUUUUCUUACCUUUUACGGGAUUCAUAGGUGCCAAUUGAUGCUUGACAUGGGUUUCCAUCUUUGGAAUCUUACAAAACUUGACUAUGGAGUAGAAUACAACCACCGAUCAUUCAAAAAGUCA